Neolamprologus brichardi is the source of this 1119-nucleotide messenger RNA. The record is from RefSeq and is a predicted model, not a curated record. Lineage: Eukaryota; Metazoa; Chordata; Actinopteri; Cichliformes; Cichlidae.
CUCAGCCAGUUCUCAUGAAACAACAAGUCGAGCGUGCGCAAGGACUCGUGGGACAGAGUAUGGUCCUGUCCUGCAACCCUCCAAAAAGCUCGCCUCCUCCCAGCAUCCACUGGAUGAACAUAAAUUUGAUGCACAUCACUCGGAGUGAGAGAGUGACGAUCGGCCUGGACGGGAAGCUGUACUUCGCGAACCUCAUGAGGAGUGACAGCAAAGAGGACUACAUCUGCCACGCCCAGUACAGAGAGGCCAGGACUAUUCUACCUGCCACGGCUGUCUCCCUCUCUGUCAGGCCGAGUAACAGCGUGGCUCUCGGAGGAAAACCCGAGUUCUUCCACCACAGGAACCACUCCCAGAUAUCAGCCCUGAAGGGGAACAGCGUCACCCUGGAAUGUUUACCCAGAGACGUGGAUGAAGAACCUCGGCGCACGGCGACCGCAGGAACGCUCAUAAUGAAAGACGUGAACAUUGGCGACACGGCCGUGUACCAGUGUGAAGCCAAAAACGACCACGGCUCCAUCCUCCUCAACACCUACCUCUACGUCGUCGAGCUCCCCCCUCAGAUCCUGUCCCCUGAUGGCUUCAUCUACAACGCCACCAAGGGCCGAGACGUGGCACUGCACUGUGAGUCUUUUGGCUCACCACGACCCCGCGUCACAUGGGACCGGGAGGACACGGGUGCUCUGCUGUCGGACCCUCUGCUGUAUCCUCGUGUCUCCAUUCUGACCAACGGGACCCUCAAGCUGUCCGACGUCAGCCACAACGACAGCGGCGAGUACAUCUGCUCCGUACAAAACACCAACAUCUCCAUCACGGCCAAGCUGGACGUCUUCCGUCCAAGUGAGAUACUGACGCCCCCCCAGGCUGUUCGCGUUGUCCAGGGAAAGAGCGCUUUCCUGGACUGUGACGUCGACACCGAUCCUCGGCUGAGGGAUUACCAGGUUGUCUGGAAGAAAGCGAAUCGGAAACUAGAAGAGACAUCAGUAGAUGACAAGUACACCUUCUUCAAGAACAACACGCUGAAAGUGACAGACGUCCAAUUAAACGACAGCACAGAGUAUUCCUGUGAGGUCAUCACUAAAGUGGACAACGUGAUUGCACAGGGCUCCAUCACUGUCAUAG